AUGGGCCACGGCAUCAGCUGCAGCCGCGACGGCGGCGAGGAGCACGACUUGUUCCGCGCGGUGCAGCUCAGCGACCUGGACGCCCUGGAGGCCCUCCUCGCAGUCGCAGCCGACCCGGAGCUCGCCCGCCGCGCCACCACCACAUACGACCGUCUGUCCCUGCUCCACAUCGCCGCCGCCAAUGGCCAGCUGCAGGUGCUCUCCAUGUUGUUGGAUGACGAUGGCGCCGGCAACGGCGGGGCACACGCACCGGCACGCCCGGACGUGGACGUGCUCAACCGGAAGAAGCAGACACCGUUGAUGCUGGCGGCCAUGCACGGCAGGACGGACUGCGUGCUCAGGCUGCUAGACGCGGGAGCAAAUAUCCUGAUGUUCGACUCGGUACACGCGCGGACAUGCCUCCACCACGCGGCCUACUACGGUCAUGCCGACUGCCUCCAAGCCAUCCUCUCGGCCGCCAAGACCGCGCCUGUGGCCGACUCAUGGGGCUUCGCGCGGUUCGUGAACGUGAGGGACGAGCAUGGCGCCACGCCGCUGCACCUGGCGGCCAGGCAGGGGCGGCCGCAGUGCGUCCACCACCUGCUCCACGCCGGCGCCAUCGUCUCCGCUCCAACAGCCUCCUACGGCUUCCCCGGCAGCACGGCGCUGCACCUGGCUGCACGCCGCGGCAACCUGGACUGCGUCCGGGAGCUCCUCGCCUGGGGCGCUGAUCGCCUCCACAGGGACUCGGCGGGGAGGAUCGCCUACGCGGUGGCCCUCAGGCGCAGCCACCGAGCGUGCGCCGCGCUGCUGAACCCGGCGGCGGCGGAGCCCAUGGUGUGGCCUUCCCCGCUCAAGUUCAUCAGCGAGCUCAACACGGAGGCCAAGGCCCUCCUGGAGGCGGCCCUGAUGGAAGCCAACAGGGAGAGGGAGAAGCAGAUCAUUGUCAACCUCAAGGGGGGCACCACAACCAAAACCAAAACCGACUCCUACUCGUCGUCUGCCGACGAUGACGGCACCACCACCGCCAGCAGCAGCCUUGACGACGAGGACGACGCCACCGAGCUGUGCGGCAUCUGCCUGGAGCAGGCGUGCAGCAUGGAGGUGCAGGACUGCGGGCACCAGAUGUGUGCCGCGUGCACGCUGGCGCUGUGCUGCCACAGCAAGCCCAACCCGACGACCCUGGCUCUUCAGCCGCCGGCCUGCCCGUUCUGCCGCGCCACCAUCACCCGGCUGCUGGUGGCCAACAACAAGACUAGCAACAGCAGUGAUGAGGCAGCCCUGGGCGGCGUUAGGUCCCAUGGUAGCAGCAGCUUCAGGGGGCUCACCUCGGCCAUCAGGUCCUUGUCCUUGUCCAGGAUUGGUCGUGGCUCCGGGAGGGUAGCCGACAGCGACGGCAUAUGCCAUGGACAAGCCUCCACACCAUGUGGUGUCAACAGCUUAUUACCUGCACAAGCAAUAAUCCAGUCAUUCUUUGAGGACCAAGGAUCGAAAUGA
This is a messenger RNA of Miscanthus lutarioriparius, 1476 nucleotides long. The record is from the annotation of a GenBank genome assembly. NCBI's taxonomy places the organism in Eukaryota, Viridiplantae, Streptophyta, Magnoliopsida, Poales, Poaceae.